AUGCGAAGAUCAAAGGUACCGGCGAUCGAGGCUUUUGUCCAUUUUGAAAGGGCUUCCAUGAGAACGGAAGUGUGGUUCAACACGCUGCAGACAAUGAAAAUCCGAGAGAUAUCUAACGAGGUCCACGUUCUUCGCGUACUUGCAUCAUUGGUUCAAUCGACGGAUCAAACCGAAAACCAUUCCACUGAUGCAAGAAGACGAUCGAAAGAACCGAGACCAGCAUCAGGAGCUAGCGCGCCUUCCCCUACGCCAAGGUCAUUUUGCAGUGGCUCUCGGAAACGAAGAACGACAUCUACUUCAUCUUCGCGAAGUUUGAGCCGCCACUUUCGAUCAGACGACCAGGAUUCCGGGACAAACGCUGAAUCCGCAGAAGAACGAAUGGGCAAUCCAUCACCUCAAACGUUCACAAUAAGGGCCAAUACAGCACCCGGAGGCAGUGACGCGAAUUCCGAAGCCUUCCAUCAGCGCAUUCCACAGCAGACUCUCAGCCAACAACUCCAGUAUUUGCAACAACCCCGUUUCCAUCACACGUCCUUCAUCCAGCCAGAGUUCAUGAAACAGCAAAUUUUGGCACAGAGCAGCAGCAGCAGUGGCAGCAACGCAGAAACUCUCACGCAUUUCAUGGCAGUAGCCGCGGCUGUCAACUUUCAAAAUCAGCUCAGGUUCCGAAUGCAGCCAAACUUUUCCGUGAACCCAGAGGUGAAACAAGAACCGGCUUCUCCUUGAACACGAAAGAGUAGCAAAUAAUCCGAGAGCGUGAAAAGCUUUCUUCUCGUCGUUUUGUCUCAGCUCAACGUGAAGGGGCAGUCGCGAGAUAAAUUCAAUUGUUCAUCUGUGAUAGAUUCGUCAUUCUCCCGAAGAAACGAAAGAAAAAUCCAUAAAUUCCUGUCGUCCAGUUCAAUUCACCUGUCGAUAGUACAUCUCGAAAAAUCGUAUUAAUGUUGUGUGGUUUUUUUUUUUAGUUGAUUAUAGCUACAACGGAGGUCGGUAAAGAAAUCAAUGUGCAGCAAAUUCUCGCGGAUUUGUGAAUAUUGUCUUUCUAUGGACGUGAAAUACAAUUUUCGGACGAAAACA
This is a messenger RNA of Notodromas monacha, 1074 nucleotides long. Lineage: Eukaryota; Metazoa; Arthropoda; Ostracoda; Podocopida; Cyprididae. The record is from the annotation of a GenBank genome assembly.